Molecule: messenger RNA, 1172 nt
Organism: Heteronotia binoei (common prickly gecko)
Lineage: Eukaryota; Metazoa; Chordata; Lepidosauria; Squamata; Gekkonidae
Gene: FBXO16
Product: F-box protein 16
Exons: 8
Molecular function (GO): protein binding
Source: RefSeq, a predicted model, not a curated record
UCUGCAGAAAAAUAAUGGCAUUUGCACCUCCUAAAAACCUGGAAGGCCCCAAGAUGCAAACUAAGAUGAGUGCCUGGACCCCCCUGAAUCAUCAGCUCAUGAAUGACAAGGUAUUUGAAGAAAGAAGAACCCUGCUGAGGAAAUGGUUUGAUAAAUGGACAGACAAUCAGAGGCGAAGAGUUCUGAUGGAUCUGUUAGAGCACUGUUCUCUGUCACAGUUGAAGUUCUGUGUCAAGCAGCUACACGAUCGUGUGCCAGUUGAAGCUCUGGAUUUCACCACGAAGCUCCCCAGGGCAUUGUCCCUGUACAUCUUUUCUUUCCUGGACCCUCGGAGUCUCUGUCGAUGCACCCAGGUGAGCUGGCACUGGAAAUACUUGACUGAGUUGGAUCAGCUGUGGAUGCGGAAAUGUCUGCGUUUUGGGUGGUACAUCAACUUCUCUCCAACCCCAUUUGAGCAGGGAAUCUGGAAGAGACAUUACAUUGAAAUGGUGAAAGAGUUCCUCGUUACCAGGCCUACGACCAUUCCAAAAGAUGACUCUGUGGUAUUUGAUGUUCAGCCAGUAGCUAAAGAGACCCCUGAGGUGAAACAGUCCUUGUCCUCAAUCCUUCAAUUUGGAAAGAAGAUGGACAAGGAGAAGAGAGGGCUCCCCCCAUGGCGUUCUUCAGAUAAACAUCCAAUGGACAUCAUCAGAUUCAAUUACUUGGACAACUAUGAUCCUAUUGAGCAAGCGAGACAAGCCAGAAAACAAGGAGGAGGUCUAACCCGAGAUAUCAGCCAGGAGGCUUUUCAGAAAAAAAGGAAACCAAGCAGUGGGUCAUACAAACUCCGGAAAGCAAAGUCAUUGAUAUCCCUCUCAGCAGACCUUGACUCACACUUGAAAGUUCCAGUUCGCCCAAGUUGGGCUACUCACCAGUCCUCUGGCUAUCCUGUUACCAAAACAACAGCGAAGUUCCUUGCCCAAAGUGCCCAGUGGAAUGCUGGGAUACGACCAGCACCUGUUCGGGGUCCAGUCUCAAAGCUGAGCAAGAAGGGGAAGAAGGCUUUUGCAAGAACAACCAGAAGCUCACCAACAUCAUCACUCUUUGAAAGCCAACCAUGGGAAGUUCCAUCAUCCAACCAUGUUUCUGAUUCAGACUAGGAUGAUGCAGAAAGGGGCAUAUAUCCCAGCUGA